Lactuca saligna is the source of this 417-nucleotide messenger RNA. The record is from the annotation of a GenBank genome assembly. Lineage: Eukaryota; Viridiplantae; Streptophyta; Magnoliopsida; Asterales; Asteraceae.
AUGGUGACUGGAAAAAUUCCAUUGCAGCCUAAAAUUUAUGAAUCAGGAAGAAAUGAUAAUCAAAAGGCAAUUGUUGUGGCUGAACAAGAUCAUCCCAUCCUAGAAACUGACGCAACAAACAGGGAUCAGUCUGUGACUGGUGAGUAUAAAGGGAUUUUUGAUUUAGGGUUUAUUGCACAAGUUGUUCCCGUGGGUGUUGUUUACCUUGAUACAUAUUUUAAGGGGGAGAUUUCUCAAGGAACCAACGACAUAGAGUCUGAUGAUGAACAACUCAAUCCUAAAAAAAGGAAGUUGUCCUUCUUAAGGGGAGCAAAUGAUGUUGAAGCUGGAAGUUCCUCUGCUGUUAGUGGUUCUUCAGCCCCUCCUCCCAAGAGAUGCAUGCUGAUGUUUGACUUGGAGGAUUUAGCUAUUGUUUGA